Molecule: messenger RNA, 2879 nt
Organism: Seriola dumerili (greater amberjack)
Lineage: Eukaryota; Metazoa; Chordata; Actinopteri; Carangiformes; Carangidae
Gene: aggf1
Product: angiogenic factor with G-patch and FHA domains 1
Exons: 16
Coding region: 133-2355 (740 amino acids)
Biological process (GO): vasculogenesis
Molecular function (GO): protein binding; nucleic acid binding
Source: RefSeq, a predicted model, not a curated record
GUUAACUCGUAGCUUGUAGUAAAUGGCGGUCGUGAACAGGGUGGACUGUAAACAUUUCCACGGUUGGUUCACGUGCCGUGCUGACAGAAAACAUACUGCCAAAGAGGAGAAAACGAAAGAAACGUUGAACUGAUGGAGACCGAAGAUGGAGACAGGGAAGCUACGUCUGAAGUAGCUGAGCUACGUCUGAAAGCAGACUCCCUGAAGCAGGAGCUCAAAGAGUGCAGAGCCGAGCUGGCGAAGUUACAGAAGCAGCUGAACCAGUCUGAAAGACUGCAGAGGAGCACAGAGAGCUACAAUGAAGACCUGAGGAAACAGGUUGAUCAGCUCAGUGCAGAGAUUCAUGAGCGGAAGAAGAAAGAUAAAGACAGAGUCAACAGUGAAACUCAGACUGAAGAAUACGUAUGGACAGAAACUGAUUAUUACAACUACUACUACGGAAGCUACUGUCAAAACUCUGAGGCAGCAGACACUCAAGAAGGCCCGAACACAGCAGCAGCAGCAGCAGUGGUGGAUGGAGCUGCUGGCACCGAGGCUGCAGAGAUUUCAACACCAAACGAAGCAGCAGCUGCUGAUGAGUCAGGUCAACCUGACAGCAGUGUUAAAGCCACAACAGAGGAGGGUGAUGCAGGAUCCAUAGCCGAUAUGUUGAGGGCCACUGCUGAGGAGGCUAUGACACAGACUGGGUUUGUCUUUGAUGAGACAACUGGGAUGUACUAUGAUCACAGCACAGGCUUCUACUACGACUCGGCCAGUCAAUUGUACUACGAUGCCAACACAGGCAUUUACUACUACUACGAUGCAGAGAGCGGACGAUACCAGUUUCAUUCCAGGAUUGAGGUGCCUGCUGCACAGACUGGUGCAGAGUCCUGCUCGGACAAAAACACUGCUGAAAAGAAAGGCAGGAAGUUCAAGAAAGGGACCAAGAAAACGUCACACCAGGAUGAUAAGGAACUCAUAUCUGAUGAUAUUAAGUUGGAAGAAGAAGAAAUUGAGUGGGUUGAACUACAAACAUCUAAGAGGACCACAGAAUCACAAAAACUCAAGCGAAGGUCUCGCAGUGCAGAUUCGGCUCCACGUCGGGAGGAGAAUGACAAAUCUUCAUCAAAGAGGAAGAAGCAGAAAAACGGUUCACACCAUGAUGAUAAGGGAAGAUCAAAGAAGAAAAGGAAAAAAUCAAAAUCUGCAAAGCGGAAGAAGAAAAAAAGCCCGGCUCGGAGUCAUGACUCAGAGGGGAACAGCGAACCGGAAGAGGGUGAGAUCACAGAGUCAGAGAAGGAGGAGUGGGAGUCUACUCCUUCAUUCUCAUCAUCUUCUAGCUCCCCCUCCAAGGAAAGCCCAGAAUCAGAAUCAGAGAUGGACACUCAGAGUCAGGAAGCCAAAGACAUUUGGCCGCCCUGUGUAAGAGUGACAGUGGUCAGGUCUCCAGUGCUGCAGGUGGGCACUCUGUUCAUCAUCACAGCCGACUCUCCAGCCACCAUUGGCAGAGAGAAAGAUAUGGAUCAUGCAAUCCGAAUACCAGAGAUGGGAGUCAGCAAGUUCCAUGCAGAGGUGUACUUUGACCAGGAGCAGCAGAGCUACAUGUUGGUGGACCAGGGAAGCCAGAACGGAACAGUCAUCAAUGGCAACCGAAUCUUACAGCCCAAAGCUAAAUGUGAGCCGCAUGCACUGAUGCACGGUGAUGAGGUGAAGAUGGGAGAGACUGUGCUCUCUUUCCACAUCCACUCAGGCACUGAUACCUGUGAUGGAUGUGAGCCUGGACAGGUGAUGGCUCAUCUCAGCAAGCACAGGAGAGAGGAGAAGACAGGCCCUGUUCUCACCAAAGAGGAUAAAGAAGCACUAAGACAGAAGGAGCUGAAGCAGAUGAAGGCCAAAUAUGGCCUGCAGAGCACUGAGUAUGAGGAGGCCAAAGCCCUGAGGAACCCAAAAUACAAGGACCGAGCAGAGUCUCGACGACAGACGGUGGGCAGUCAAGGGGUUUUCCAACGAGAUGAUGCACCCGCUUCUGUUCAUGAGGAGAUCAGUGAAGUCAAUAAAGGACGGAAGAUGUUAGAAAAGAUGGGCUGGAAGAAAGGAGAGGGACUGGGCAAAGAGGGAACUGGAAUGAAGGACCCGAUUGAACUGAAAAUCAGAAAGUCCCAGUCAGGUUUGGGGGCCGGUGCUGCCAUGUCUCUAGACAGUGUCUCCAUAACUAGAUCAAAGUCUCAGAAGAACUGGGAGAAAGCCCGAGAGAGAUUUGUGGAUUCAUGCCAGCCUGACAUGCUGGCACACAAAACACAGAACAAGUCACCCAAAGCUUGGGUCAGAGCAGAAGAGACUGAGACCACAAACACACAAACUGACAGCCAAAGUUAGGGAUAAGUGCGGGUGCAUAUAUUUAUUGUGGAUAUUAAGAGCUGAGUGUUAUUGUUACUCAGUUUGUACCUAGGUGUGUUGGCUGAAGAUCCCAGCAAAUUGAAUCUAAACUGAUUUUCUCUGAGUACCACUUUGUUCUGCGGAGAACAGAAUCUGACCACAGUGUAAAUCUUGGCAACCGAAUGAUUUAGUCUUUUGAUGCUGUUUUUAUUUUAUUUUAGUCAUUUGAUUUUUGUUGAUUGACUUCUAGUCUAGUUUUAGUCAACAAAAACUAAAUACUUUUUAGUCUGGUUUUCAUCAGUGCCUCAGUCUCAUUUAUGUUGUACAUUUUUAAUUUUUAUGUCAUCUAUGAUUUUUUUAGGCUACUGCUGUUGCUCUCUUUGUGUACAGUUACCAUGGUCACAGGUGGCAGCAGUUAAUCAGGAGCUACAGUGUGUGAAUCCACAGAUGCAAACAGGUUGUUGGAACAUGUCCAUUCGUCUGUCUUUCAUCAUCAUUUAGCUGUUAAUAAAUCCUGAAAUACA